Messenger RNA from Trichoderma asperellum CBS 433.97, 978 nucleotides. RefSeq lists its product as uncharacterized. NCBI's taxonomy places the organism in Eukaryota, Fungi, Ascomycota, Sordariomycetes, Hypocreales, Hypocreaceae. Gene Ontology annotation, biological process: mitochondrial respiratory chain complex IV assembly. The record is from RefSeq and is a predicted model, not a curated record. Gene Ontology annotation, cellular component: membrane; mitochondrion.
AUGAACUGCGCACAGCUUCUCCUGCGUGGCCUACGGGCAAACGGCCGCAGCGCCUUUGCCAAAUCUGCUUCACAAUCUCAGUGCUUCAGAACGAGACCGGCAUCAGUGCCCCGAGCAGUCCACCGCAGACACAUCUCCUCGACUGUCCCGCGAUCCAACAAGAUGCCGUCGGCCGAUGACCCCAAUUUCGUAUCGAUUGUCGAUCUGCAACCGCAGACGGUGCGCGCAGGGAAGCGUCAUGGCGCCGGAAUCAUUCUUCUCGCCCUCAUGCCCAUCACCGCCUUCAUCCUCGGCACAUGGCAGGUCCAGCGCCUCGGCUGGAAAUCCCGCCUCAUCGCCAAAUCUGAAGACCGUCUCGUCCGCGAUCCCCUCCCCUUGCCUCCACACAUCGACCCUUCCGUAAUCAGCGAGUUCGACUUCCGCCGCGUCCUCGCCACCGGCACGCUGCGACACGACCAGGAGAUGCUCGUCGGCCCCCGCAUGCGCAACGGCGAGGACGGCUACAUGGUCAUCACGCCGCUGGAGCGCAAGGACGGCUCUACGAUCCUCGUCAACCGCGGGUGGAUCAACAAGAAGCAUCGCGACCAGAGGACGAGGCCGGACAGCUUGGUCAAGGGAGAGGUCACGAUAGAGGGCCUGCUGCGCGAGCCGUGGAAAAAGAACAGAUUUACUCCUGAAAAUAGGCCCGACAAGGGGGAGUUCUACUUCCCCGAUGUCUACCAGAUGGCUGCUUUGACUGGCAGCCAGCCGGUGUGGGUAGAAGCCACUAUGGAGCCCGAAUUUUUACGCAUGAUGGACUACGAAGCCCGUGGAAUCCCCUUCGGGCGACCCGCUGAGGUUACCCUGAGGAACAACCACGCCCAAUACAUCUUUACAUGGUAUGGGCUGAGCUUUGCCACGUCAAUCAUGCUGUACAUGGUGCUCAAGAAGCCCCCGUCCAACGUUGCACGCCGUGUCCGAGCUAGCGGGCACAUGUAA